Danaus chrysippus (African queen) is the source of this 2280-nucleotide messenger RNA. The record is from the annotation of a GenBank genome assembly. Lineage: Eukaryota; Metazoa; Arthropoda; Insecta; Lepidoptera; Nymphalidae.
GUUAUCCCACCAACCUCCGGUUUGAUUGACUACGCCAUUAGCCUAAAACCUGAUUACCACCGAGCUGUCAUCGAUACUAUAACAUUUUAUGGCUGGAAAACCAUCAUCUACAUCUACGACUCUCAUGACGGAUUACUUCGCUUACAACAGCUAUACCAAAGCCUGCAACCAGGUAUGGCGACAUUCCGUAUAACGAAUGUAAAACGCGUGUCCAAUGCCAUAGAAGUUGUCACUUUUCUUGGCUCACUGGAAAGACUAGAUCGUUGGAGCAAUAAAUAUGUAGUAUUGGAUUGUGGCACCAAACUAGCAAAGGAUACACUAAUCCUACAUGUUCGCGAUGUCCAACUAGGAAGACGAAACUAUCACUACUUUCUCACUGGCUUGGUUCUGGAUGAUCGUUGGGAAAAAGAGGUUACUGAAUACGGUGCUAUUAACAUAACAGGUUUCCGACUUCUAGAUUUUUCAAGGAAAAUCGUUCAAAACUUCAUUGAAGUAUGGCGGAGGGAUUCUAUAUCGGCGCAGGCAGCCCUUAUGUACGAUGCUGCACAAGUUCUCGUUGAUUCCAUACUUCGAAUGCUCAGAAAGAAACCCGACUUUCUUCGAUCAAACAUGAGGCGCAACAGCUUUGUAAAUAAUUCCAAAGCUAUUGACUGCAACCCAACCAAUAAAAUUUCACCUUAUGAAUAUGGCGAGAGGAUUUCCAAAAUCAUCAAACGGACGGAGCUUGAUGGUCUUACUGGUCUCAUACGAUUCACCGAGACAGGUCAUCGACGAAACUUUACCCUUCAAGUUAUUGAGAUGACUGUUAAUCGGGAAAUGGUUAAGAUUGGAACAUGGUAUGAUGAUCGAGGUCUGAUACCAGUAAAAACCAAAUUGCCAGGUUUAAAAGAAGUGGGAUUUUACGAUCGAAAUAAAGUCUACAUAAUGUCCACUAUAGCUGAAGAUCCCUACGUAAUCAUAAACAACGAAUACACGGAUCAGUCUUCGAAAUAUACUGGAUUUUGCGUUGAUUUGGCGUACUUGGUGUUAGAGAAAUUAGAAAUCAAAUUUGAGAUACAUCUUGUCAAGGAUAGCAAGUAUGGAGCUAUCAACACAAAACUUCCGUCUGGAUGGGACGGUCUCGUAGGAGAACUUGUACGCAAGGAAGCAGAUUUAGUUAUUGCACCGUUAACUGUUACAUUGGAACGCGAGGGGGUCAUUGAUUUCAGCAAGCCAUUUUUGUCGUUUGAUGUCAAGUCUAAGAGUAAUACACAUUUCGGUACCAUUUUUAGUUUUUUUCAACCACUCUCCAAAGAGAUAUGGCUCUGCAUCAUAGGAAGUUUUUUUGGUGUUAGCUUUUGCCUGUUUCUUGUUUCGAGAUUUUCUCCUAACGAAUGGCGUGUAAUGUCUUUUACGGAUUCUCAUACAAACGAAAACAACGAGGUUGCAACAACUAAGACAACGGUUGUAAAUGAAUUUAAUUUAUGGAAUUCUAUGUGGUUCUCUCUCGGUUCUUUUAUGCAACAAGGCAGCGAUAUCGCACCGAGGUCAAUUUCUGGGAGAAUUGUUGGUUCUGUAUGGUGUUUCUUCGCUCUUGUAGUGGUUUCCACAUACACAGCAAACAUGGCUUCAUAUUUGACAAUAACGCGUAUUAAUGAACCCCUUCAUGCUUACAGUAAAGUUACAAACUGCCCCGAGGAUCAAGCACCUAAAUAUAUUGAAGAACCCGAUGAUACAUGGAUGGGAUUUUUAUCAACACAAUCCUUUUUGGGUGAAGAAAAGAAGAAACCAUGCGAAAUGUUAGUGUCCGUCACACAAUCUGGAAUAAAAGAUUUUGCUGUAGCAUUUCCAAAAGGAUCUAAACUACGGGAUGGUGUAAAUCUCGCUCUUCAAGCUUUACGAGAUAGUGGCGAGCUACAAGUACUUGUACGAAAAUGGUUCAUUGACACAAAAUGUGCUGUUGAUCAUGAGGUACACGGCGCUUCACUGAGCUUGAACCAAUUUGCUGGACUCUUUUAUAUCUUAGUCGCAGGAUUGGGCGUUGCUCUAACUAUUGCUUUGUUGGAAUUCAUUCAACAUGGACGUUCUGAAGCUGUUCGAGCAAAUAUUUCCUUGAGAAAGGCGUUAAGAGACAAUGCAUCUCGGAAUACACGUCUGAAUCAAGCAACACCACCACGUGAACAACGAGAAGAAACGGAUCAAAUGGAUUGGAAUGGUGGAGGUUUUGCAGGAUACUACGCUUCUGGUCAGUCUGGUGUUCAAGAGGAAACUGCUUUACACGGCAGUUUUACGCAAUGCUGA